This is a messenger RNA of Quercus lobata, 813 nucleotides long. Its product is annotated as pentatricopeptide repeat-containing protein At1g71060, mitochondrial-like. The coding region runs from base 1 to 813 and encodes 270 amino acids. Gene Ontology annotation, molecular function: protein binding. NCBI's taxonomy places the organism in Eukaryota, Viridiplantae, Streptophyta, Magnoliopsida, Fagales, Fagaceae. Gene Ontology annotation, biological process: RNA splicing. The record is from RefSeq and is a predicted model, not a curated record. The transcript has 3 exons.
AUGAAGCAUAAAGGGAUGUUGAGUAAAGAGACGUUUGCGUCGAUUUCACGGAGAUAUGCUAGAGUGAGGAAGGUUAAAGAAGCCGUAGAUGCUUUUGAGAAGAUAGAGAAGUUUGGAAUGAAGUUGGAAGUGUCGGAUUAUAAUAGAUUGAUUGAUACUUUGAGCAAAUCGAAAAAUGUUGAGAAAGCACAAGAGGCAAGGAAGUAUGAUGAAGCACUUGAGUUAUUCCGUGAAAUGGAAGCAAAGAAUUGUAAGCCAACUCCGCAAUCUGUUAAAACUAUUCUCAUUAGAUCACUCACUAGUGAUUUUCUCAGCACACUCAAAGAUCAAACUUUCCUCCAAAAUUCAAAACCUCACAUUGAAACUCAACAUGGGUCUUUGCUAAAAUAUUGUCUUGGUUUUUACAGACUAUUACAUGAUGGUGUAGGCCAAGUGUUUGAUGAAAUAAAUGACAAGGACCCAGAUAGUCUGUUCUCGAUGGUGCUAAGGUUGAAGUAUAAUGCUUUGAUUGAGGCUUUGGGUAAGAUCAAAAAGUUCAAGGUGCUCUGGAAUUUAGUUAGUGAUAUGAAGCAUAAAGGGUUGUUGAGUAAAGAGACAUUUGCAUUGAUUUCAUGGAGAUAUGCUAGAGCAAGGAAGGUUAGAGAAGCCGUAGAUGCUUUUGAGAAGAUAGAGAAGUUUGGAAUGAAGUUGGGAGUGCCGGAUUAUAAUAGAUUGAUUGAUACUUUGAGCAAAUCAAGAAAUGUUAGGGGUUCAUUAGAGUCUUAUGGAAUUAGUAACCCUAGAGAGCUUAGGAAACAAAGACUAUACCUGUGA